Chlorella variabilis is the source of this 1428-nucleotide messenger RNA. RefSeq lists its product as hypothetical. Gene Ontology annotation, cellular component: cytoplasm. Gene Ontology annotation, biological process: L-phenylalanine catabolic process. The record is from RefSeq and is a predicted model, not a curated record. Gene Ontology annotation, molecular function: homogentisate 1,2-dioxygenase activity. The coding region runs from base 1 to 1428 and encodes 475 amino acids. Lineage: Eukaryota; Viridiplantae; Chlorophyta; Trebouxiophyceae; Chlorellales; Chlorellaceae. The transcript is spliced from 14 exons.
AUGGUCACCAGCGGCUUAGAAGAGGCGCCAGAGGCACUGCGCUACCUCUCUGGCUUUGGCAAUGAGGCGACCAGCGAGGCGCUGCCUGGGGCGCUACCUGUCGGCCAGAACAACCCAAGGAUCUGCCCCUACGGCCUGUAUGCGGAGCAGCUGAGCGGCACCGCCUUCACGGCGCCUCGCGCCCAGAACCGCCGCAGCUGGCUAUACCGCAUCCGGCCCUCGGUCACGCACGAGCCCUUCCACCCCCUCAACUUCCCUGCCGAGACGCUGACCGCCGACUUCAGCCGCGGCGUGGUGACGCCCAACCAGCUGCGCUGGCGCCCCUUUGCCAUCCCGGAAGACAAGGUGGACUUUGUGACGGGGCUGUUCACCAUCUGCGGAUCGGGCAGCGCGACCUGCAAGGACGGGUUUGCCAUCCACAUGUACACCUGCUCCGCAUCCAUGGGCGACAGCUGCCUGGCCAACGCAGACGGAGACUUCCUCAUCGUGCCGCAGCUGGGCGGCCUGUUCAUCACAACUGAGUUUGGGCGGAUGCACGUGGCCCCCGGCGAGAUCUGCGUCAUCCAGCGAGGCAUGCGCUUCAGCGUGGCGCUGCCAGACGGGCGGUCGCGGGGCUAUGUGCUGGAGGUCUUCGCCUCCCACUUCCAGCUGCCAGACCUGGGACCUAUCGGCGCCAAUGGCCUGGCCAACCCUCGCGACUUCCAGACCCCCACCGCCUGGUUUGAGGACCGGGCCUGCAGCUACAGCGUGGUGCACAAGCUGGAGGGGCAGCUGUUCUCUGCCGCCCAGUCCUUCUCGCCCUUCAACGUGGUGGCCUGGCACGGCAACUAUGCGCCCUACAAAUACGACCUGGCCAAGUACUGCCCAGUCAACUCGGUCAGCUUCGACCACCCAGACCCAUCUAUCUUCACGGUGCUCACCGCCCCCUCUGCCCUGCCGGGCACCGCCAUCGCCGACUUUGUCGUCUUUCCCCCCCGCUGGACCGUGGCGCAGCACACCUUCCGCCCGCCCUACUACCACAGGAACGUCAUGUCUGAGUUCAUGGGUCUGAUCCGGGGCGUGUACGACGCCAAGGCGGACGGCUUCCUGCCAGGCGGUGCCAGCCUGCACUCCUGCAUGACGCCCCACGGCCCCGACACCAAGACCUUUGAGGCGGCCACGGCGGCAGAGGCGGAGCAGAUUGGGCACCUGCCCAGGGACACUCUGGCCUUCAUGUUUGAGACCUACUACACGCCGCGCCUCACGCCCCACGCCCUGGGCGCACCCAACAUUGAUCGCAACUACUAUCAGUGCUGGGUGGGCCUGACCAGCCACUUCGACCCCAGCUGGACGCCCGAGAAGGCGGCGGCGGCCGAGGCAGCAGCGGCCGCCGGCAGCAAGGCAGCCGGCGGCAGCGCCACGCCGGCAGCAGGAGGGGGCGGCGGGUAG